Messenger RNA from Rubroshorea leprosula, 1556 nucleotides. NCBI's taxonomy places the organism in Eukaryota, Viridiplantae, Streptophyta, Magnoliopsida, Malvales, Dipterocarpaceae. The record is from the annotation of a GenBank genome assembly.
ACUCAACAUCUCAACUUGUCUAUUCAUCAACUCUAUAUCUAUUCAUUUGCAUGGCAAGAAGGACCAUGACUGGGAAUGUACUUAAAGCUCUAUCCUGUUUAUGAUAACACUACCAACAAUCCUUUAUUCAAUCUAAGUGAAGUUCAACAAAUCAAGAGUAUGUUCACUAGAUGGAAGACCCUUCUUCAUGACACAUUUGGACCUAUAGAACUUAUAAACUUCACCUUGUCAGAUGUCUAUAAGGAUGGCAUAAGUAAAGGUGCAUUAGCUGGCAUUAUACCGGGGACCUUUGCUAGUGCAGUUACAUUAUUUGCAAUCAUUUCACUUAUUAUAUUCAGAAGGCUCUUGAAGGGCUACCAUGUAGUUUCAAAGCGACAUCAAACAUCUAGAGCCCUGUUAAAAAUUAAUGGUGUCAAGAGUUUCACAUAUGGAGAGUUGGCUUUGGCAACAAACAAUUUUGAUUUCUUCACUCAAAUUGGCCAAGGUGGAUAUGGAAAGGUAUAUAGAAGCACUCUAGCUAAUGGCACGACUGUCGCCGUAAAGCAUGCACAACAAGGGUCAUUACAAGGUAAAAAGGAGUUCUUAACUGAAAUACAGUUGUUGUCAAGGUUACAUCAUAGAAACCUUGUUUCUUUGGUUGGUUAUUGUGACAAAGAAGGAAAGAUUAAAGAACCUUUGAGUUUCGCAAGGAGGCUGAGAAUAGCUCUUGGUUCAUCCAAGGGAAUCCUUUACCUACACACAGAAGCUGACCUUCCUAUAUUUCAUCGGGAUAUCAAGGCCAGCAACAUAUUAUUGGAUUCUAAAUUUGUUGCAAAGGUUGCCGAUUUUGGACUUUCACAACUUGCUUAUGUGCCAGAUAUUGAAGGUGCAACGCUUGCUUCUGUGUCUACUGUUGUAAAGGGGACUCUAGGUUACCUUGAUCCAGAAUAUUUCCUAACGCAUAAGUUAACAGACAAUAGUGAUGUAUAUAACCUUGGUGUUGUGUUUCUAAAGCUUUUAACAAGGAUGCAUCCAAUUUCAAAGGGCAAAAACCUUGUUCGAGAGGUUAACAUUGUGUAUCAAUCUGGUACAAUAUUCUCGGUUAUUGAUGGAAGAAUGGGUUCAUAUCCUUCUGAAUGUGUGGAGAAGUUUGUGAAUUUGGCCAUGAAAUGUUGCCAAGACGAGAUAGAUUCAAGACCUUCGAUAGUGGAGGUGGUCCAAACUCUAGAAACUAUAGGGCUGAUGAUGCCAAGGUACUCUGACCCCUUGCUAGUAGAAUCCAUGAAAGGUGACCCAGAAAAGACAUCAACUGCUCCACCUUUGUCAUCCUCUAAGGUGAAGAAUCUGUACACAUCCUUAUAUGUUUCUGGUAGUGACCUUGUUAGUUGAGCGACUCCCACCAUCAUGCCUAAAUAAGAUAAGACCAUACAGCACAAACAGCUCUCGCUCUGAUAAGUCUUUGACUCUGACUGUUGUUGUACACUUGUAUUGGUUCCCUUCUUUCUGCUGUUGCAUAGUUAGUUUUUUACACCGUCAGGCUACAUCAUUUAUCACUUGCAUAAAAUGCAGAAAUGCCU